AUAAAAUGGAGUACUGGAAUAUACUUUUAAGAUUGACGCAAAAUUUUCUAGUUUACGCCGUUUUCAGGAUAACUGUAAAAAUUCUUUGGCCCCACGUGUACACUCUUCAAAAGUCAUUAAUGAAAAAGUAUAUUAGAACAUAAAUUAGAACCCAUAAGACAAAAUUUUUAGUUAGAGUUCCAAAAUGGCGGGUUUAGAUUCAUUUUUAACUAGCACCAGAAGAGAUUACAAAUGGCCUUAUCCAAAGCCUAUGGUUUCAAAACCAUCAGAGCCUCCUGCACGUGUUAAACACAAUAACGACUAUGUCGCCCGACUGGUCGAACCAUAUUGCCAUUGUGAUUUUCAUUUGUAUGAACCAGAGAUGGGAAGAUAUAAAAAGUUGGCGCAAAAGGAGAUGCAGCUGUAUCAGGAGUUAGAAGAAUUGAGUAAAAAGAUGGCAAUAUUAUCCAGCGACAUUCUUGACCAUCCGUGCGAUACCGAUGACGAAAAAAUGAAAACCAUAUACCAAACCGAUUACAUCAAGAAAGGUUUACCACUAACUUCAUACAAGAAACUGACGGCUGCAAUAGAUUCUCCUGUAGGAAUUCCUGUAAAGGGAGAAAUUAUAGGUUUGGGUCGGGGAUAUAGAGAUCCAACGAAAUUCAGGUUCAACACCUUUCCCAAGCCUUUUGUGGAUGUUUGUUCACAAAUUGGUUUCCAAAGAACACCAACGGCAAUAGAAGACUGGUUUGUUCACAGAACAGGCACCAGCGAAUAUCAUGAUACUAUCAACAAUAUGGGUCUUAAUAUUAUGAAAUCGCGUCAGCAAUACACUGAGCCAUUGCUCUCCACAAGAGGCAGAGAAGAUGAUCCAUGUCGUUAAGAAAAUUGUGUUUAACCAUUUGAAAAACAUUUAUUUUAGGUUGGUAAAAAAUUAAUAAAAUUUUAGUUAUAGCACAAAUG
Molecule: messenger RNA, 942 nt
Organism: Diabrotica balteata
Lineage: Eukaryota; Metazoa; Arthropoda; Insecta; Coleoptera; Chrysomelidae
Source: the annotation of a GenBank genome assembly